GCUUUUGCUGCAUCGGAGAAAGCCUGCCUGCUGGCUGGUCGCGGAGGGGAGGCACGGCGAACAAAAUACACGGCGGCAGUAUCAUUAUUUUCUAAGGAAAGACGCACGAAACGUGUUUGGAAGGUGUGCUGAUGGAGCGGAUAGAUAGAAGGGGGUCGGAACCGGAGGCGAGUCACGCGCCGUCGCGUGCCAGCUGCGGCAGUGCAAGAGGGGUGACGGCCGGCACGCGACCAUCUGGCACAGGCGGGGCGUCCUCCUCGCACCCAUGCACCGUAUAAAACGUGCCGCCGCUCCUCGCCGCCCGCAUUUCGUUGCUCUGUCUCGACUCGGUCACUGCGCAAUGCGGGUCUUUUGCUGAAGGUCUCGUGCAAGGCGGAGAUUUGUGGAUUUCAUACCCGACUCGCGGAGGAUUUGACGUUCAGCAACCAAGAUGGGACGUGGAGGCGUUGACACGUCGGCUAGUGGAAGGAGUCAUGAGGUCUUCAAGCUCAACCUGGACACGUCGCUUGACAACUUCGACCUGUUCCACAAGAGCGUCCUCCCCUAUCAGAUUUCCAAGGUAUCACCCCGAAUUGGCUGCACACCUCCAAGGGAAGAGGUUGGGCAAGAGGACUGGCUGUCUCACUCAAUCGAGCAGGUCUGUCGCAAGGCCCUCUACAAAAAUGUCCAAUACAGGACCAUAAACAUGUCCUCCGAAGCUGGCAGUGAGGACUUAUGCCAUGUUCAGAAAGAUAAACUUGCAGAAAAGCCAAAAAUCGACACCCCCCAUUCAACGCCGGCCAAGUCAGCUCCUAGGCCACCGAACAACAAGGCGACAGAUCUGAAGACGCCGGAGAACGUCAAGGUUCCUCCGUCGAAGACGCCAAAGACGAGCACACCAAAGAGUGCGUCCUCGUUUAUGAAGCGUUGCCGGAGGGGCAGCUCGUUUCGCCUGCUGCGAUCUUCAGAGAAGAAGAACGUCCGGUUUGCCUCCACAGAGGACCUGGCUGCCGAGGAACGCGAUUCGCCCAACGGCUCCCUUGUGCCACCGUCAGAGAACAGAGUCAAGGCGGAAGAAGCACUACAAAGCAUCUAUGCCACUGUCAGUCCCAUUGUACCGAGAGACCUUAGGGAUGUCUGUCGAAGGCUUCCUUUCGCUGAUGAAGACGCGAUGACGCCUGUAAAGAAACCGGAAACUCCCGAAUGCUCUUUCCUUAAUCCUGCCGUAUUUCCCGAGAACAGCCCCCUGGGACACUACCUGCAAUGGAUCGUUGAGCAGUCGGGGCUGAGCUCCGUGCCCAGCGUCCAGCAGUGGCUCAAGGCGGUGCGCCUCUCGGUAGAGAACGAGUGCCUCAGCUCCCUGCAAAGCAAAUCCCUCACCAAGGACCCAGCCCUCGCUGCCGUGCUGGCCGUCGGCGAUGCGCACGACGCCAUCACGUCACUGCAAGACCGAGUUGAUUCGGUUAUGGCGACCAUAACUCACGUGGCCAGGAGGCUCGAGCAGGGACUCUGGCUCAAGUUCUGCAGCAGCACUCCCGGUCUUAGUUCGGAGGUGAACGACUUGCUGCGAGACUACAAGACUGUGAUCCACGGCUCCUCGCCGUAUUCGCGCAAGGUAGAGAGCCACCUGUACCGACUGCUGCAAAACCUCCGAGAGAUCGGAGCCAGGCCCAACCACAAGCCUGCCGAUCUAGAGUCCAUAAUAUCGCUCAUGGCUGACAUCAAGAACACCGUGCAGACGCUCAGCAACUCCCUCAUCUUGAAAGAUCUGGAGAAAAUAGUGAAGAUGAGCCGCGAGAACCGGGCCCUGAGUUGCGCACGGCGAGGCGUAGCCGCGCUGAGCAGCUUGGGCGAAGCUGGUCCGGAUAUGUGCGACCUGAUCACGCGAGUGGGCGGCGUAAGCGCUCUCCUGUCGAUCGCCGAGGAUGCCGGUCUACGGCCGCUAAAGUGCGCCACCGUCCGUGCGCUGACCAUCAUCUGCGGCCACUCGGUGGCCAUUCGGCAGCUGGAGCAGGCAGGCGGCAUCGAAUGCAUCGAGAGAACCCUGAGGGACGCCGACGCCAGUCAACAGGAGAAGUGCGAGGCAGUUGGCUUGCUGGCCCAAAUCACUGCCCCAUGGGUCGACUGUACCGGCGGCACGUUGAGGCACAUGUCGAAGCACAUGGACUCGCUGGUCUCAUCCCUGACCGGGAUCAUCGAGCGGGCCAACAGCGGAGACGUGUUUCUGCUGUCCGCGGCUGCGCUCGCCAACCUCUCCUUCUUGGAUCACGUGGCUCUCGAGUGCAUCCACAGGAACAAAUCUGUGCGCGCUCUAAUGCUGGCGACCAGGCAGAAAGACCUGGCCUGUUCCAUCUUCGCCAAGGAUCAGGUUGCGACGAUCCUGGCUAAUGCGUCCGCCGGGAAGUACUGCCACGCCGAUAUCAUCGAGUCCGGCGCGCUGAUUCAGCUCGUCUGUUACCUGCAAGUUCGCCCUUCCAGCCUGCACAGCAGCGGAGAAGUGGAUGCCUGCGAACGCGUCUUGCAGAAAUCUGCGAUCGCUCUGGCGCGCCUCUGCUCAUGCUCAAGCACAGCCAACAUGGUCUUGCAAAUGCAAGGUGUACAAAGACUUGUUCGGCUGUGCAAGGAACCAAAGGAACGCAACAGCAGCAACUCUGUCCUAGUGGCCUGCCUGGCUGCGCUACGCAAGAUCGCCGCCUCGUCCGGUCACAAGGAUCUGAAGGACCUCGGCGCCGCGGAGCUCGUGAAGGACGAUUUAUGGAACUCUUUCAAGCAGUACUCGGUUUCCCAUGAAAGUUACGUCUAAUGAGGGCUUACAACAACGCUCAUGCAUUUAUUAGUUCACCGAGGCUGUUAAUGCAUGCGAGAAUUCAUCAAAAGGAACACAGAGCAUUUACAUAAAAUGCACUAACGUAUAGUCAUGAAAAAAGAAGCGGCUAUAUUCUAAGUCAGCGCAACAUCUCUCUUCGGACAUGGGUCAGUCAAAAGCAGAGGAAGCCAUACCGUGAUAGUGCGCCUUAAAUAUUUAUUUGUGAAUUAUAUAUCUAGACGAAUCUACAGACGAACGGCCUGCAUGUUCGCGGUUUCCUUCAUGGAUGAGUCGACUAGUUGUCAGCUGAUCCAGCACUGGUGCUAGAAUGAUGUCCCCGUUACGCAACAAAUCUAGUCAAGGACCUAGUCUUUCGAAACUCUAUACAUAGUGUACAUUAUACAAGCACUGCUUUCUGUGGACUCUGAUGGUGACAGUAGUGUGUCAUUAAAUAAUGUACACAUAGUAAAUGACUUAUAUUCUUGAUGUCGAGAGUGUGCAGAUUGUUGCUUUAUGUAGAUAUUUUACUGUAUUUUGUAUCGUUCUUUGAAGUACAGCUUGUAGCCAAAGACUAAUGUACGUCGCAGUUUUGAAUCUACUUCUGUUUUCUUUGUUUUCCGGUGAAAACGCUGCAUCCCUGCGAGUGUUAUUCAUGAUUUAGUCGUUUUAUGUAUACCGGUAAAUUACUUCACAAUACAGCGUUUGCUCUGUGUAUUCAGAAAUAAACUGACAUGCACUUAACCAUGGCUUGGUUUCCUUAGU
Molecule: messenger RNA, 3547 nt
Organism: Dermacentor silvarum
Lineage: Eukaryota; Metazoa; Arthropoda; Arachnida; Ixodida; Ixodidae
Gene: insc
Product: protein inscuteable homolog
Exons: 7
Coding region: 431-2782 (783 amino acids)
Biological process (GO): establishment of mitotic spindle orientation; apical protein localization; regulation of asymmetric cell division
Cellular component (GO): apical cortex
Molecular function (GO): cytoskeletal adaptor activity; protein binding
Source: RefSeq, a predicted model, not a curated record